Messenger RNA from Harpia harpyja (harpy eagle), 1678 nucleotides. RefSeq names its product putative surface protein SACOL0050. The transcript is spliced from 2 exons. NCBI's taxonomy places the organism in Eukaryota, Metazoa, Chordata, Aves, Accipitriformes, Accipitridae. The record is from RefSeq and is a predicted model, not a curated record. Bases 308 to 1678 code for a protein of 456 amino acids.
GUUCACCAAAGUGACAGUAGCGAGUGCUGUGCUCCCCCUGGGACGGUGGCAGAAGGUGCUGUACUGGAUGGGGCUGCCUCUGGGCUGGCGCUUUCCUUCCCUGCAGCUAACUUGGACUGUCUUUGCAAAUCCCAUUUAAUAAAGCAGCGGCGCUGGAGGCCCCGUCCUUCACACACCUCCCAGAACGCUCUCGGGAAGUGGGAGAUGCCCCGGCAGAGGCAGCGCUGGUGGCAGGACCAGCGCCGUCUGACGGAUCCCGGACCCCGGGGUGGGGACCUGCCAAGGGGACCAGCAGGAACAGAGCCGAAUGGGAGCACGUGUGGGCAGCCCUGCCUUCUCCCACCCGGCGUCGCGGGCAGGCACCGGCAGCGUCCUGCGCGCUGGGGCUCAGGGAGGAUGGUUUGUCCCUGGGCACUGCUGGGCAACAGUGGUGGAGGGGUCGGUUACAGCCCUCAGCAAGGCGGUGGGGAUUCCUGUCAAGAGCUGCGGUGAAGAAUCUGCCUCCGUGCAGCCAAGGUUUCCCCUUCCUUCCUCCCGGUCCCCGUGCUGUCCUCCCUGCGGCGUGCAGCCGACUCUGGAUCCUGCUCCUGCCUUGGUUGUGGGUGGAGAAAGGCAGCUGGAGUGGCUCUUUAGAAAACAGAAUUACAGUAAAACGUGGGAGGUUCCUACAAGUCACCUGGAGCUGCUUCCUCCCAUUCUCAGACCUGGGCUGCCUGGGAGGAACUUUAAAUUGCUGCCCGGCUCAGCCCUGGCCACUGGCUCCGGCAGCAUGACGGCGAGAGGCAUCUUCCUGCUGGGGCUCCUCACCCUGUGGGCAGAGCUGCAGGCAGCACCCACCGCAGGGCUCCCCGGAGCAGGUCCUGCCAGGCGGCUGCAGCCAGGGCAGCCCAGAAUCACUCUGCCGGGGAAGAGCCCUUUGCCUGGGGAAGAGCCCAGCACGGUGCCUUGUCCGCAGCCCUGCAGAGUUGUCCCGGCUGGGAAGUGGGAGUCGGGUGCGGAGCGGGUGGGUAAGGACCAGCGCCUGCCUGGGUCUGAGCCGGUGGCUGCUGCAACACCCACGUCGGGGAAGAAGCCGGUGUCCGGGGAGGAGCCCAUGGCAGGGAACAAGCCCACGCUGGCUGGGAAGCCGGACACUGAGAAGAAACCCAGUUCAGGGAAAAAACCGGCAUGUGGGGGGAAGAAUGAGACUAGGGAAAAGCCAGCGGUUUUAGCAAAGCCGGAGACCGGAGUGAAGCCAGAGACUGGAGCGAAGCCAGACACCAGGGGAAAGCCAGAGACUGGUGGGAAGCCAGAGGCUGGGGAGAAACCUGUGCUGGGGGAGAAGCCAGAGACCGGGGGGAAGCCAGAGAGUGGGGGGAAGCCGGAGAGUGAGGGGAAGCCUGAGGCAGGAGAGAAGCCUGAGUCUGACCAGGGCGACAGUGGGGAGGAUGGUGACAGUGAUGAUGAUGAUGAUGAUGAUGAAGACGACGACGACGAUGAUGAUGAUGAUAAAAAUGAGCAUGGCGAUGGUGAUGACAAUGGUGACGAUGAUAGUGACGAUGACGGCAACGACGAUGGCGACGACAAUGGCAAUGACAGGGGUGAUGAUGAUGACGAUAACGACGAUGACUACGACGACUACGGAGAUGACGAUGAUGGUGAUGAUGAUGACGACAUUGAUGAUGAUGACGCUUGGUGA